AUGUCCUGUUACAAUCAAUCAAGAGGUGUCUCUUUUUUUUUCCUAAUGGGGAUUCCAGGCCUAGAAAGUGCCCAGUUUUGGAUUGCCUUCCCCUUCUGCUCCAUAUAUUUGGUGUCUUUGGUGGGGAACAUCACCAUCCUUUUUGUGGUCAGAAGGGAACCUAGCCUUCACUUGCCCAUGUAUUAUUUCCUUUGCAUGUUAGCUGUCCUUGACUUGAUACUGACCACCUCCACUGUGCCCAAGAUCCUGGGUAUCUUCUGGUUCCACUCCCAUACAAUUGGCUUCAAAGCUUGUGUGAUCCAGAUGUUCUUCAUUCAUGGCUUCUCAGCUGUGGAGUCAGGUGUGCUGCUCGCCAUGGCCUUUGAUCGCUUUGUAGCGAUCUGUGCCCCCUUGCGUUACACUACCAUCCUCACCAGUUCUGUCAUUGCUAAGAUUGGAUGUGCAGCCUUCAUGAGGGGCAUUGGGUUCAUGACCCCCUUGACCUGCAUGGUGAGCCAUCUCCCAUAUUGUGGGCCUAAUGUCAUUGCCCAUUCUUACUGUGAGCACAUGGCUGUGGUAAAGCUGGCCUGUGGAAAUACAACACCCAACAAUAUAUAUGGGAUCACAGCAGCCACCUUGGUGGUGGGCUCAGAUUCAAUCUUCAUUGCUAUCUCCUAUGUGCUCAUUCUCAGAACAGUCCAGGGACUUUCCUCUAAAGAAGCCCGGCAGAAAUCCUUUAGCACUUGUGGCUCCCACAUCUGUGUCAUCCUGAUCUUCUACACGCCUGCCCUUUUCUCCUUUUACACUCAGCGCUGGGGACACAAUAUUCCUGCACAUAUCCAUAUCUUGUUGGCUGAUAUAUAUAUUCUGGUGCCCCCCAUGCUGAAUCCCAUUAUCUAUGGCAUGAAAACCAAGCAACUCCGCCAGCAAAUGCUAAAGCCAUUCUUUGCAACACGAUUUGAGUCUUGA
This is a messenger RNA of Protobothrops mucrosquamatus (brown spotted pit viper), 948 nucleotides long. Its product is annotated as putative olfactory receptor 52P1. Gene Ontology annotation, molecular function: olfactory receptor activity; G protein-coupled receptor activity. Lineage: Eukaryota; Metazoa; Chordata; Lepidosauria; Squamata; Viperidae. Gene Ontology annotation, biological process: G protein-coupled receptor signaling pathway. The transcript has a single exon. Bases 1 to 948 code for a protein of 315 amino acids. Gene Ontology annotation, cellular component: membrane. The record is from RefSeq and is a predicted model, not a curated record.